Molecule: messenger RNA, 1543 nt
Organism: Engraulis encrasicolus (European anchovy)
Lineage: Eukaryota; Metazoa; Chordata; Actinopteri; Clupeiformes; Engraulidae
Product: deoxyribonuclease-2-alpha-like
Exons: 7
Coding region: 181-1323 (380 amino acids)
Biological process (GO): apoptotic DNA fragmentation
Molecular function (GO): deoxyribonuclease II activity
Source: RefSeq, a predicted model, not a curated record
AACAGAUGGGAGAACUUUCGCAGUGUCGGCUGAAGCCAGCUGACUGGAAGGGCGUUUAGUCGUACAAUUUGAAACUUUUACGUGGCUUCUGUGCACAUCGAGUGGAGUUUUACUUUUCAAGUGUCACCAGGUAGUCAAAGGGAGGUCCAACUCUGGGUAGGCCUACUUCCUCAGUGGACCAUGCAUGUGAUUUGUCUUGCCCUGCUGAUCCUCUACCAAGUACCAGAGGGAAGUGCAGAGCCCAUUAGUUGCUAUGAUGACUUAGGGAAAGCUGUGGACUGGUAUUAUCUCUACAAACUACCACACCAUGAAUCCCGUUUUGAUGGGUUGAAGUACCUUUUCAUGGACAAAGCCACCGAGGGGUGGGCGGACGGUAGAGUGCUGGUGAAUGACAGUGCUGGGGCCUUGGGAAGGACAGUUGGGCAAUUGUACCAGAGCACUGAAGUGGGCUACAUACUGUACAAUGACCAGCCACCUACAUCAACUUUCGAGGCACGAAGAACUGGGAAUGUGGGAAGGAGUGGGGGUCACACUAAAGGAGUUGUGGUUUUUGACAAGAAGCAAGGGUAUUGGUUGGUUCACAGCACGCCACACUUCCCACCACCCCAGGACGCCGGAGUAUUCUCAUACCCAGACACGGGCGUUGUAAAUGGGCAGAACUUCAUCUGUGUCACCUACCCCCUGGAUCACUUUCAGACUAUAGGUGAGCAGCUACAGAUCAAUCAGCCCCAUGUAUAUGGCUGCCAUAUUCCCGAUUCCCUCGCCCCGUCAGUGCAGUCCAUGGCCAAGCUGUGCAAACACAACCAGGGACAGGGGGAGAGAGGAAACGUCAGUCUCGUACACCAGGUUACCAAAAUAACCAAUCGCAGUGUGGAGCUCACAUCACUGGGUGGGACCACCUUUGUCAAUUUUGCCAAGGGAGCAACAUUUGCAAAUGACCUCUACCACUCCUGGGUGGCUCCUGCCCUUCAGUCGGACCUUCUGGUCCAGUUCUGGCAGCGCUCCACCGGGGUUCUGACCUCUGACUGCACGCAAGGCUGGAAGGUUCUGAACAUCCAGGAGAUUGGCCCCGGGCAGAGCUUCGAGUUCUCCUCCACAGACGACCACUCCAAGUGGGCUGUUAGCACCGCAGCUGCCUCGGGAAAAGCAGGCGGCUGGGUCUGCGUUGGGGACAUUAACCGCAACAAGGCAGAGGAGAGGAGAGGUGGAGGGACUGUGUGUCUCCAAGACCCCACCGUGUGGAAGGCCUACAGGGCCUCAGCUCUGAAAUGCAUCUCUUGUGACGGUGGUCAGUGUGACUGUCUUGCAACUGCUGGGAGAUAGCCCUGCAAGGUGUUGGGAAUGAUUGUCAGACUUAUUUGUCAGGGACUUUUAUGCACUGAUCUUAAGCACUUGUUGUCAGGGUUUUUAAAUACAUUUUUAGGUCAAACUAUUUUAUUAUCUUUAGGCAGAGCAGGACUUCAACUUGCAAUGGUUUGAAUGGUUAUUAAAUUAUGUGCAGGACACACAUGGUUGAAAAUAAAUAUUUCUGAUGUCUUUUGGA